Molecule: messenger RNA, 1440 nt
Organism: Phytomonas sp. EM1
Lineage: Eukaryota; Euglenozoa; Kinetoplastea; Trypanosomatida; Trypanosomatidae
Source: the annotation of a GenBank genome assembly
AUGAUUAAUCGUGACUGGUUCGGAUUAACCAAUAUGCAAAUCCGAACUAUAACUGUACUUACAAUGGGCCCCUUGUGCAUUCUUGUUGUCACAUGGUCUAAGAGCUCGGCAACGUUUCUGGUUCUUACUUGCUUGUUUAUUGGUGGCAUAGAAUGGAGUGGUUUAAAAAGGCAUCUUAAAGUGGCUCUCCUCGCUCCUAAUGAGUUUCUGAAUGGAACUGUCCCGAUAAAACUUGAAGGCGUGCAUCAUAGGAAACUUAGCAAGGGGGAUCACUCUGUUGAACGCGGGAUCAAUUAUAACGGCAGUGACAGUUCUCCAUGUAGUUCAAUGUGUCUGUCCCCACUGAUGUCGUUACCAGAUGACAUACCGUUCGUUCCUAAAGAGUACGCUGUUCCUGUGUCACCGCUGAGUGUGUAUAGUAUUUUCAAAUACCUUGGAUGGUCCCUCCUGGCUUUGGCCGCAUCAUACUGCGAGGUUGCUUACAUCACUGUGCUCGCACUGUACAUGCUUAUUUUUGUGUGUGUCACACUCAUGGCUCAGACCAGAUUAGAGGAUAGGAUGGAAUGGGCUGUGAAGCGGUUAACUUCCCAGUUCUGCCCUCGAACCAUUGAUCCCAAGGGUAGUGAUCCUAGUUUUUACCUUGAAAAGGCUUAUAACGAAGCACAGCAGCGCUACUUUCUGUCCUUAGAACUACAUGCAAUUGCUGAAAAACAACCUGCAGAGCAGUUUCUUGAUAUUUGCCUCGACUUGUUUGGUGUUAUGUGGCUGUCAGGCUUGGUCUACUUUUUGUUUCUCUAUGAUAUGCCGCGACUGGGGUUGCCGUGGUCUGCUAGUGUCCUGAUCAGCAACUUCUUUAAUGAUAUCACCGCGUUGCUCGUUGGGAAAGGUCUCUGGACACUUAGGACGAAGUAUAACCACCUUCAUGAUUGUGUCUCGAGUAUAGAUUCCAGUGAAUGCCAUUCUUAUAAGGAAGCUUCCACUAAAUGCAAAUCUGGUAAACAAGGAGGCGACAAUAGGGAGAAGUCUAGGUCAGAUUCAUCAUUUUUUGUUCGUUAUAUCUUGAGUUCUCCACAUUCCCUAUGCCCAGCAAUUAGUCCAAACAAGUCGAUUGAGGGGGCAGUAUCCGGUGUCAUCGUGAACGCGAUCUCGUUCACGGCAAGUUUAUACAUCUGUUAUCGUUUUAUCGUCGACUACCCUGACGCCAGUGUAAUGUCACCGAAGUUUCAAUCCAUUUCUCUGUGGUUUGUUCUUGGAAUUUGUGUUGGUGUUGCAGGUGUGUUAGGGGACCUGUUGCAAUCACUGCUGAAGCGUGUCGCAAGAGUCAAGGAUUCAGGCAUUAUCAUACCUGGUCAUGGUGGCAUCCUGGAUCGUAUAGAUGGUAUUCUUUUAGUAUUUCCAUUUAUAUACUGUGUUGUGAGCGUUUUACGUAUGUUUUCCUAG